AACAGAGGCGGACACGAGAGUGAGGGGUAUCAGUGUAAAGUGUGCAUGAGGUGGGAGAGGUGGCGCCUCCGCCGGGCUCCCCUGCACAACCUUACCACAUUACUGUGGCGCCUGGAGUUGGCCUAAGCCAGGAGCGCCUUACUGUGCGCAAACCUCCCUCCAGUCCUCAGCACAAACUAUAGUAAACGCAAAGAUGGGCUCAUUCCUUGGCCACGUCGUCCCUGGGACCUUCUUCAGUCUCUUCUCACUGUGGUGGCUGCUGAGCAUCUUCAGGAGGUACUACAUGUGUAAGAGGGCUGCAGGAGAGGGAGGAGGAGGCGGCGGUCGCAUCUUCUACAGGAACACCAGCACCUUUUUUACCCCUUGUUGCCCCAAACUGCCCUUUGAGGGCAUGUUGAAGGUUGUUGCUGUCGUUAUUGGCAUGACGGGUGAGUUCGCGACGGCUUGGAAGAACGGGGUGUUCGUCCACCUGAACAACGCCCAGCACAUGACCAUGUUCUUCUUCUUCGGCCUUAAUGGCGCGAUGGAUAUUCUUGGCCAUUACGGAGCGCCUCUCCCGAAGGACCUCGACUACGUCUCCGCCAUCUUGGCCUUCCUGAUAGAGGGCUUCCUCUUUCUCUACCACCUCCACGGGCGUACUCCCAUGGACGUACAGGUGCACAUGUACCUGGUGUAUGUGGUGGCCGGGUGUGUGGUAGCCACGGGUCUAGAGAUGUACCACAGGAGGAGCGUUCUCCCAGCCCUCGCCAGGGUCUACUUCACCCUCCUUCAGGGCACCUGGUUCUUCCAAGUGGGUUUCAUCCUGUACCCUCCAGUGGGGCAGAAGUGGACCGAAGAUGACCACAGCCAAAUGAUGAUUGUGACCCUCAUCUUCUGCUGGCACUGUGCCGUGGUGUUCGUGCUGAUGCUGGUGGCUGGGUUCCUCAUCCACACGCGGGUGAAGGCCCUGUCAUCCGCUACCGUUUAUCAUAGCCUCCAUCCUCUCACCCGCCUCUCAUCCGCCAACGGCAGCUGCCUCUCUAAGAUGGACACGGAGCAGGUGCGGCAUAUUAUUGCCGAUUCAGAGGAGGAGGAUGUUUAGAGAUGGAUGUUUAGAGGAGCUGGAUGUUAAGGAGGAACGUGAUGUUUAAGGAAAAGGAUUGUGUUUCAGAAAAGACUUUAACUGAGUCUGUGGUUGGAAGAAAGGAGAAAAUGUUUAAAUAUGCUAUAGAUGUCCUCAGUGUAUACAAACAUUGCCUCCAGAAGACACUCAUCAGUGUAUACAAACAUUGUUUUAUUCAUACAAGAGGGAGGAAGGGAAUUAUCAGGGGGGGAAAGCGCCAAGCCAUUACGACUGUAUAGCACUGGGAAGGGGUCAGGAUAAGGAUUUGGGAUGGGACGAAGGGGAUUUAUACAAGAGUUCUUACAUUCU
This is a messenger RNA of Procambarus clarkii (red swamp crayfish), 1411 nucleotides long. RefSeq names its product transmembrane protein 45B. The record is from RefSeq and is a predicted model, not a curated record. NCBI's taxonomy places the organism in Eukaryota, Metazoa, Arthropoda, Malacostraca, Decapoda, Cambaridae.